This is a messenger RNA of Bradysia coprophila, 455 nucleotides long. RefSeq lists its product as uncharacterized. Lineage: Eukaryota; Metazoa; Arthropoda; Insecta; Diptera; Sciaridae. The record is from RefSeq and is a predicted model, not a curated record.
UUGUGUCAGAAAGCAAAACCAAAAAAUUCACGAAAUGGAUCCCUUGAACAUUAAACAGAACUGGUAUCACUUGCCCACCGUUCGGCAAUUGCAUGCGAUUUGCAACUGCUACAAUCUGAAACGUAGCGGAGAUGCAACACGCGAUCAAUUACUUGUUUUGCUGGACGAAAGCAAUAUUCAUUUGAAAUUUACUUCGUACGACGGGCCUAAAGAAGAAUGGAAAGGUGCGCUCAUACAUUGGUAUCAAGAUCCGGAAGUAUCAACCGAUUCCGACAGUUCCGACGAUUGUGACUAUUCCGAAUCCAAUGAAACCAAUGCGGCACCAGCACAACAAUGCGACACAAAGGUAGAUGCAUCACUGGCCACGUACGAAUGUCGCGCUUCUUCCGAUUUUAAUGUGCAAUUUGAGGAAGAAGUGGAGGCUGUGGAACAUUGAUGGUCGUUUCGUUUGGAAG